Messenger RNA from Acanthocheilonema viteae, 783 nucleotides. The record is from the annotation of a GenBank genome assembly. NCBI's taxonomy places the organism in Eukaryota, Metazoa, Nematoda, Chromadorea, Rhabditida, Onchocercidae.
AUGUUCAAUGUCAAAGCAACGAAUGCAAUUCUCGAUGUCAAGCGUAUAACUUGCGUUCAUUCCACAUCUAUCACUUCAAUGCAAUCAGUUUAUGUUGUGAACCGACAAAAAGUAAAUCGAAUAUUACCGUUAUUAUCGCUCAAACUUCAUCGUAAUAAAUCUUUUGGCCUACACGGGCGCAAUACGAACGAAAACAGCAAAGAAGAUGGGACGACUCAAAAAAUGGCAAAACCACAACAGACAGGGCAGCAAACUGAAUCAAAUGUAGAUGUUUGUCAAGCGAGUAAAAAACAACCGAUAGAAGAUAAGAAAAAAACAGAGGAGAGGAAGUGGUGACGAAAGCAGAGUAGUGGACCAUAUGAACAGGUCGAUAUACGAGGAUGGCUAAAGGCCGCAACGGAUGCCGAUGGAAAAACGAGUUCAAAUACGCGUCGCUUCUCGCCGCAUCGGUACACAGGUCCUUUCAAAAUACGAAGAUGGACGAAACAAGGCUUACGGAAAACGAGAAGCACGAAUGGCGAGCAUUUCAGACAGUCAGCCCCACCGCCAUCGCUUAUGGAGCGACCGUCAUCUGUCCGUCUAUUUGGCAGGAAGGAUGGACAUAGGCAACACUCGCGCUUCCUCUCUCCGCAUUAUACUUUGCGAUACGAGGGUGUCCAGCAGGAAAAGGAGACGGUGAUAGUGUGUGCGUCUGUGACGAUUCUACUGACUAUGGAAAUGCGACGGUCGGCUGGCUGGCGAAUGCUACAAACUCUCUCACCCCACCAUUCCACCUCACCCUAA